Messenger RNA from Psammomys obesus (fat sand rat), 2836 nucleotides. RefSeq names its product glycerol-3-phosphate dehydrogenase 1-like protein. Lineage: Eukaryota; Metazoa; Chordata; Mammalia; Rodentia; Muridae. Gene Ontology annotation, cellular component: cytosol. Gene Ontology annotation, molecular function: glycerol-3-phosphate dehydrogenase [NAD(P)+] activity. Gene Ontology annotation, biological process: carbohydrate metabolic process. The record is from RefSeq and is a predicted model, not a curated record.
ACCAUUGAAGAGCUGGAGAAGGAGCUGCUGAACGGGCAGAAGCUCCAGGGCCCGCAGACCUCGGCCGAGGUGUACCGCAUCCUCCACCAGAAGGGGCUGCUUGACAAGUUUCCUCUCUUCACAGCGGUGUAUCAGAUCUGCUAUGAGGGCAAGCCUGUCGCACAGAUGCUGUCCUGCCUGCAGAGCCACCCGGAGCACCUCUGAAGGCAGUCGAGCAGCCACCAGGGGCAGCUCCGCCUUGCCCGUUGCAGGACUAGCCAGAAAACCAGGGCGUGGCAGCGAGACCCCUGCUGGACUGCGCUCCAAUCCUGAACACAGAUCGUUACAGCUUGAUUUCUGUGCCGGGAGAACCGCAGCACAUCACCGGCUAAGAUGUGCUGGAUAACAGCUAAACACGCACAUGUGAGCGUGUGUGUGUGUGUGUGUGUGUGUGUGUGUGUGUGUGUGUGUGUGUGUGGUGUGUGUGUGUGUGUGUCUGUCUGUGUGAACCUUUCUCAUUCUGUGGGUGUUUCUCUGAACCCCAAUCAGGUGUCUAUUUUAUGACCACAUUUUAAAUUUCCCCUCCAGGGCAGCUUUCGAGAUAAGAACUCACUCAGCUAAAUUUUAUGGGUGUGACUUGUUUAUAUGCGAGUAAAGGGAAAAAUUAAUUUUUCCUUCCGAAAUAGUUAUCCAGCAUUAAAAAGGUAUGUGAAAGGUGUGUGUCUGAAGACCACCACAGUUCACUUUUAAAUAGCAUCUCAGAGCCAGCAGGAUGAGCUCUGUGGAAUGUGGGUGAAUCACUAAAUAAUCAGGUGUUUUAAUUAGAUAAUACACUUACACAUUUCUUCUUGUUAAAGAUACACAUUUCUGGCCUCUGGCCUCUUAUUGGCUGCUGGAAUGGGCUUUUCCACAGACCCAGCGAUGGUAGAGGAAGGGGACAUCCCUGCAGUGGCUGGCAUUCCUUCUGGGGACACGUUGUCUUGCCCUUUGCUGGGUGGACUUUUUUGCAGCUGUGUCUCUUCAAGCUCAUGCAACCUGGAAAGGGGCCAGGUGACUCCUCAUGUCAGAAGCCACAGCUAUACCUGCUCACCCAGGGACAUGGAUGGGGCCUGCUAGGAUGUCCCCAGGCCUCUCUGACCGCUAGCUCUUUGUAGGAAUGCAGCUUUUCCUGAGGCCACACGAGGGCUUCCUGCCUUGGAGAUGUGUGUGGCAGAGUCUCCAGUCCAAGUAGUGUCUCCAAUCCAGCAGGGUCAUUGAACUCUUAAGAAAGCCAGCUCCUAAGCCUCAAGAAAGGCCCCUGUGUUUCAAUAUGCCUUCCAUCCAUUUCUGAUGCUCACUACAACCUGAGAGGCACUGCAUUAGCAAAGCCUUCAUUGAACAAUAUUUAUAGGAGAUAAGUAUCCUGUGGCCUUCUGGCUAUGCCAGGUGGACCCCGGCAUGGCCAGGUGAGUUUGGGAAAGGUUGCCUCUUCAUAUUUUCCUAGAAGGGGUAGCCUGUAUGCUUGGAACCUCACUAGAACCUGUUAAUAAGUCCCAAAUACAUUAGACUAUGAGAGAUUUUUUUUUUUUUUUACUAGAAUAUUAGCCAAAAUUUCUAAAGAACCCUGCUUUAGAGUGAGGAGGUGACCCUCACUCUCGGUAGGCAAUCAGGAUGCCCAACUACCUGUGAGAGUCUGUCUAUGUAGCCUGGGCUGGCCUUGAACUUGUCACCUUCUUGCCUCUUGUCUCCUGAGUAGCUAGGACUGCCACACCCAACUGGUAUUUUGCCGUUUCUGAACUUUCUGAAUCCUUGAAGCUCUCAGGUGACGGGGUUAAGAACAGACAAGUAGAUGCCAACGUCACUGAAACGCACACUAUAUGGAGUAAGUGCUUUGGAACCUAGAAUUAGAAUGGAAAUGGUAUCUUUAUUUAAAAAUUAGGCAUCCCAUGAGUGUGGAAAGAACGUAUGAAUGUGAUACAAUCAUUGCUUUUAGCUUUCGAGAUUUCCCACUUCUCCCUCACCAUGGGUUCGGUAUGCACCGCCCCACUCUACACCCCUAAUAUCAUUGAAAAUGAUUGUAAAAUAAAUUUUUAUGGGAUUUUUUUUAACUAUCUAAAAAGACUUUAGGACAUUGUAAAGUCUCACGCCUAAAAGCCUACAGAAGCGCACAGCAGGAAAAUUUCAGUUUUGUAAUGAUGUCUGUCAAUUGAUUUUUUUUUCUUGUCUCCUGAUAAGUCUUUUUUAAAGCUUGUACAUAUGUAACAAAGAGUUACUUUUUGAGAUAUCCAAAGGGCUGUAAGCUAAUGUGUGUCUACAAAGUAGGACAAUGAGGAGCUGUUAACAUCUUGGGUUCUGCAUCCUCAUUUACGUUCACCCUCUCUCGGGACUUGUAGUUCCGGGUCCUUCGUUCCUUCCCCCAUGAAUGCCCCUACUGGCUGAUGUCCCAGGAGUCAGCUGAUGUGCUUAUCAUAACCCACACUUGAUGGAAACAGUAAGGCAUCACUCUGUGAGUUACCCAUUGUUGUGGCCACCUGCUAAUUGGUUUCUUCUGAGCUGUGGCAACAGAACCAGAGACACCUAGCCUAGAAACUCCAUCUGCGAAUGUAAAACUAGACUCUUGCCUUGCUGCUCUCUUCCCCACCACAGUUUGGGACAAAUCUCUGUCUGGAAUCCACCCCUGGGGCUGAGCUGAGUCUGCCUUCUGGUGUCUUAACCACUGGCCUAGGAGGCUGCUGUGGUAAGAUAGCAGCGUCCAAACAGUUGUUUCUCUGCCACUUCUGGUUGGCUGGCCUCUUCCAUAUGUACUGUAUCUGUUUACGGACUGUAGGUGGAUGUGUAAUUUACAGCUCGAUUUAAUAAACACAACCUCUCAAACCUG